AUGCGAAGAAAAAUUUAUUUUCCAAUAUCCGAUGUUCCAACACAACAACAAGUAUACGCCAAGCUGUUGGUUCAACCACUAUCAGGUAAGGGCGAUUUUGAGGUUGAAAUUAUGGAACCAGAAAUUAAAUCGAUGACGAAAUUGACCGGACAAAAAAGGAAAGAUGUGAAAAAUAGAAAAACGUUAAAAAAAAAACCAAAAAAAAAUAUUUCUUAUCAAGAAAAAGUUACCCAAUUAAUACAAAAUGAAAAAAUUGCAAAAGAUGUUAUGAAUUCGAUUACAAUCAGACAAAGUGGAGGAGUUGUAACUAUUAAAUCGGUUGUUGAUGAAAAAUGUACUGAUUAUUGGACGUUGGCACAUUAUAAAACCAAAAACAUUGAACAUAUUGAUGCUAAAGACAGGUGGAAACAUGCAGAAUGUUCAUUAAAACUAGCGAUAACAGACCAGUCGAAAGAUCAGAAUGUUUUAGGAGAGCUGAAUGAAAUUGUUCAAACGCUCUUUGAUCGUUUUAUGAAAGACCCAAAUAAA
Melanaphis sacchari is the source of this 528-nucleotide messenger RNA. RefSeq lists its product as uncharacterized. The record is from RefSeq and is a predicted model, not a curated record. NCBI's taxonomy places the organism in Eukaryota, Metazoa, Arthropoda, Insecta, Hemiptera, Aphididae. The transcript is spliced from 4 exons. The annotation marks the transcript as partial.